GUUCUGUACUUCCUUGGUGCAGCUUAUGGGUUCCUACUUGCUGCCUUGGUCUGUGAGAUCUACUUUCUGCCCUGUGUUGAUGUCAUAGGCGAAGUGCUGAACCUGACACCAGAUGUGGCAGGCGCAACAUUCAUGGCAUUUGCAACAUCAGCUCCCGAAUUGGCCAUGACUGCUAUUGGAGUAUUUAUCACAGAAAGUGACAUAGGUUUGGGUGCUGUAGUGGGAUCAUCAGUCUUCAACAUUCUGGGCAUAGCAGCAUUCACUGGCCUUGCUGCCAGAGAGACUAUCACAUUGGACAAGUGGCCUCUCACACGGGACACCACCAUCUACGCAGUAGCAUUGUUUUCUCUGGUAGCUUCCAUCUGGGAUGAUAAAAUCACGUGGAUAGAGUCAGCAAUAAUGGUUCUCCUUAUUGUCACAUACAUCCUCAUCAUGGUUUAUAACAAGAAACUGAAAUAUUUUUUUGAAAACACGUGCAGACCUAGAAGAUGUCAAAAACAUGUAUUCUCCACGGAGACAACCAAUGUGGGUCAAGGAAUUUACCGACCGUACUUCCUGAAGAUGGUCUCACUCACACCUCGCAAUUCAAAACAGCCACGAGUUUCGGUCAUUGAAAGACAGAUGUCAGAUAUUACAGACGAUGGACUCAAAAACCUUAAUGAAGAAACGCAGUCCCUCCGACACCCACCAGCAGGGGUCAAGUGGUACGGCAAGCUGUAUUGGCUUCUCUGCUGGCCAGCACUACUUCUGCUCAAAGUUACAAUUCCUGACUGCAGCAAGCCCAAACUCCGCAAGCUUUUCCCUCUUACUUUCUUCAUGUGUAUUGUCUGGAUUGGAUUAAAUGCAUAUUUUGUCUCAUGGAUGAUUACUGUAAUUGGUGAUACUUUCCACAUUCGAGACUCAGUUAUGGGUCUGACUUUUCUUGCUGCAGGAGCCUGUUUUCCAGAAGUAGUGACCACCGUCAUCAUGGUUCGUAAAGGAGAAGGCAGUAUGGGGAUCAGCAAUUCGCUGGGUGCAAACACAUUAGGUGUGUUGAUGUGCCUCGGGCUGCCGUGGCUGCUAAAGUCUGCUUCCUCAAGUGGCGCCUCGGUCCACAUCGUCUCCAAUGGGAUGCGCUUCACCCUGCUGGCGAUGCUGGUGCUGACUAUUGUAUAUCGCUGGGGAAUGGUGACAGCAUUCCGGCAUCGGGCCAACAUGCUGUUUGGUUUGACUUGCCUCUUCCUUUACUUGGCAUACCUAGCUGUCUCCGUUGCCAUGGAGCUUAAUGCCUUUGGAUAUAUCAAUGGCCCUGUAUGUGAAUGGAUCUGAAGCUUUACAUCUAUCAGAUGCAGCGUCCAUGCAGCUCAGUGGACAGAGUUAGUGCAAAAUCA
Molecule: messenger RNA, 1370 nt
Organism: Schistocerca cancellata (South American locust)
Lineage: Eukaryota; Metazoa; Arthropoda; Insecta; Orthoptera; Acrididae
Product: sodium/potassium/calcium exchanger 4-like
Exons: 7
Biological process (GO): intracellular calcium ion homeostasis; calcium ion transmembrane transport
Cellular component (GO): membrane
Molecular function (GO): calcium channel activity; calcium, potassium:sodium antiporter activity
Source: RefSeq, a predicted model, not a curated record